GAUAUAUCGAAGCUCGAAUUGGUUGUACAACAUUAUCACAAAGUGGCUCGAGUAUAAAAAGAUGCCUCAUAGGCGAGAAUCACUUUAUUUUGCCUUAGCCUUCCGUGGGAUCAGUGUUUAGUCACUUGGGUGCUUCACUUGGAGAGCUUUUAGCACUGAUUUUCCUUUAUUUUUUUUUAAAUUCCCUCAAAAUCUUGUUGAAAUUAUCCCAUUUUUGGUGGGGGACAUAAAAAUAAAAGUGCAAAAGUGAAAAGAGGUGGUUGUUGCUUUAUUUAUUUUUGGACGAGAGCGUGCCAAAAUUGAUGGACUAAUAAAGUGAUUGAGUGCGCAAGAGUGCCGUUCUUGGACACCAAUUCCCCUUCAAAACAUUUAUGCAGCAAGGACGUCUUGCGGGGUGACAUAAAGAUAAUCGUGAGCAUCGAUUGCGAUGGCACACAACGAGAGCUCAACUGAUCCUCAGGUUAUUACGGUGCAACCAUCAUCACCUGCACCGCAUGCCAUACAUACGGACACCCGCCGCAAGGUGAGCAUUGUGACAGACCCCGUGGAGGCACGCCAUGGGUACGACAAUAUGGGAUUCGAGCAAAACCCAAAGCGGAAAAUAUCUCAGACUUCAGAUCAUUCUGAAAUUGGACCAGUCCACCGGAAGAGUAUCCUCCAUAACACCACAAUGGACAACGAGUCCCUUCAGAGUCAUCAUUCGCACGAUGCUAAAGCCAACAAUGGUGAUGCACGCAUGAAGAAGCAUUCCACCGCCGAGAGCUACCAUUCCCGUGCUCCAGCUCAUCAGGAUGAAAAUCACCUGGAGCACUCUUGGAUAUUUGCAUUUUGUAUGCGUUGCCGCACAACCUACACAACACCAUCGUGGGAACCAAAAUAUUGGCAGAAGAUUUGCCCAUUCCCCCUUUGCCCCUCAUACCGGCAAUUUGCAAACUUGCUAGCCCUCAUCCUUAUUGGGGUACUCAUUUGGGUAACGGCCUUUGCAAUCAUAGGUGAUUCUGCAGCACCUGGAGGUCAGCUCUUUGGUCUCGUGGUACUAACUGUUGCCGCCAAUUUUGGCGGUUGGCUCAUGUCUCUCACAACACUGCCACGCCUAAUUGGCAUGCUUCUCGUUGGUAUCCUCUUCCAGAAUGUUGGUUGGGUAAAUCUCGAAGGAGAAUUUUCACACGUAACAGCUGAACUUCGUAAAUUUGCUUUAGUCAUCAUUCUAAUUAGAGCUGGACUUGAGAUGGACCCAGAUGCCUUUAAGAGGGUCUACAUUACAAUCCUCAAGCUUGGUCUCGUUCCGUGGACAGUUGAAGCCGUUAUAAUUGGCGUCAUGACCCACUUCCUGUUGGGACUUCCAUGGAUUUGGGGAUUUAUGCUUGGUUCCAUCAUUGCAGCCGUAUCGCCGGCUGUUGUGGUGCCUUGCCUCUUUAGAUUGCGCACCAAAGGCUAUGGUGUGGCCAAAGGUAUUCCAACGCUCAUUGUAGCAGUGGCUGGAAUUGACGAUGCUGCCUCUGUGGCAGUUUUUGGGAUCAUCAGCAGCAUCAUGUUCUCCGAAAGUAGUCUCGGCUAUCAGAUUGCCCAGGCGCCGGUUUGCAUAGUCGGAGGACUUGGCUUUGGAGUUGUUUGGGGCUUCCUGAGUCGCUAUGUCCCCGAAAAGGGUGACCCCUAUGCCGUUCCAAUACGAACAUUGAUGCUCUUUGGGGGCGGACUCCUGGCUGUUUUUGGGAGUGAAAUGAUUGGUUUCGAGGGUGCUGGACCCCUUGGGGUGGUCUUUGCUGCUUUCGUCAGCAAUUACUUUUGGUGCCAGCAGGGCUAUGAUAUGGAAGACAACCCUGUGUCAACGGCCUUUGAGAUAUUCUGGAUGAUCUUCGAACCGAUUCUUUUCGGAAUUACGGGGGCGGCUGUGAAGAUCAAUGAACUAGACGCCGAUAUGGUGUACCUGGGCCUAGCAUGCCUUGUUACCAGUGGAGUAAUCAGAAUUUUGAGCACAAUUGCCAUUGCCUUCGGGGAUGGGCUCAAUUGGAAGGAGAGAAUUUUUGUGGCUCUCUCGUGGUCAGCCAAGGCUACUGUACAAGCAGCCCUUGGACCUGUGGCCAUGAAGUACUUGACAGAUAACUCAUCUGACGACGAACGAGAUUGGGCGGAUAAAACUCUAACACUCUGUGUCCUCAGUAUCGUCCUCACAGCUCCUCUCGGAGCUAUUCUCAUCUCCAUUACCGGAACCAAAUUACUCACGAAAACUCGACAGCCGCACAUUGUUGAAGGUUGGCGAAGAAGCCACCGACCAUCCCUCAGGGAUAUUAGCAUUAUCGACGAGGAGGAAGAGCGCGAGGAUCCGGAGGAUGUUCCCGACAAAUCCACCAUCAACAACACCAAAACCAACACACACGUCUCACCCAAUGAGCCCGUCUUCACGGUCACAAAGUAAAUAUCAUCUCAUCUUACGUGUUAUACGCCACCCGCUUCCUUUUAAUCUAAAAAAAAACCCAACCAACCAACCCCCCUCUACAUCCACAACAUCAACCCCCCUACAGUCCAAAGCCAAUAUAAAGUGAAAAUCCCAAUUUUCUCUUUGAAGUGAGAAAAUAAUUCACAAAGUAUUAAGUGAAUUCAAAGGAAAGCCCAAGAAAAAAAAGAGAAAUACUUAAGAAAUUUUCUUGUGAUAGAAAUACGAGAAUUUAGAUAAGAAUUAAAUCAUUGUAGGUUCUAAAAGAAAAAAAAAAUGCGACUUCAAUCGAUCCCUCAUCAACGAUGAUUUUGCCAACCCCCGCACGCUUUCUUUCUUAUUAGUCUUUUCGCGUGCCAUUCUGUGGACAAUGCGGGGAAAGAAUGGAGAGCUCAUUGGGAGAUAAGGCACCAAGAAGAAAAAAAAGAACGAAGCAAGACUGGCUCGCGCGAAUUAUUGACUUUUAUUGGUGCCACGCGCACCAUUUCUUGUAAUUUUCCGAAAAGAGGUGUGCAGCAAUUUUCUUUGGGGACACAUCACACGCAAAAAACAACCAGCACGAGAUUAGAAGCCGCAGCAAUAAAGAUUGAAAGAGUGGGAGCAAUUUGCGGGCGAACCUAAUGACUUGGCAACGUGUCAUCCGUAUGGGUCGUUUUCUGAUGGUUUGGUGGCCCCAAAGUGGGCCAUAAGAAUCAGGCCACGAGACCUCUCGAGUGGGGCUCUCCUCCAGAUGAUCUCCAUUGAUUUGAGCACACUCCUGGCCCAUGGCAAAUUACCCCAUUAUCAGCUUCCUCCCGAUAUCAAUCACCAGCUGGGUUGUCAUGUUGUCGUGUCACUCAAAUCUCACAAACAGCGCACCUCCGUACAUCGAGAAAAGAACCCGACGACCCACCCCCUCACACCCUCUCGCUUCCGAAAGACAAGGGAGCCAGAAGAGACAAGGGAAAAAAAAGUGAGCAAAAAGAGGUGAUAAAAUUCCGAUGACUAUCAGCUGAGAGUCAAUAAAAAUUUAUAGUCUCUA
This is a messenger RNA of Lutzomyia longipalpis, 3455 nucleotides long. RefSeq names its product sodium/hydrogen exchanger 9B2 (gene Nha1). Bases 428 to 2416 code for a protein of 662 amino acids. The transcript is spliced from 6 exons. NCBI's taxonomy places the organism in Eukaryota, Metazoa, Arthropoda, Insecta, Diptera, Psychodidae. Gene Ontology annotation, cellular component: membrane. Gene Ontology annotation, biological process: proton transmembrane transport. Gene Ontology annotation, molecular function: antiporter activity. The record is from RefSeq and is a predicted model, not a curated record.